Vanderwaltozyma polyspora DSM 70294 is the source of this 702-nucleotide messenger RNA. RefSeq names its product mitochondrial nucleotide exchange factor MGE1 (gene MGE1). The record is from RefSeq and is a predicted model, not a curated record. Gene Ontology annotation, cellular component: PAM complex, Tim23 associated import motor. The transcript has a single exon. Gene Ontology annotation, molecular function: protein-folding chaperone binding; adenyl-nucleotide exchange factor activity; protein homodimerization activity. The coding region runs from base 1 to 702 and encodes 233 amino acids. Lineage: Eukaryota; Fungi; Ascomycota; Saccharomycetes; Saccharomycetales; Saccharomycetaceae. Gene Ontology annotation, biological process: protein import into mitochondrial matrix; protein folding.
AUGAUGAGGGCUUUUCCACGUGCAUUGGUCAGAACUGCUACUGUCACUAGAGCUAUUGCUCCAAUUCAAGCCAGAGCUUUCAUUCCGUUACGUUCUACUAGUUUCAAUCCAAUCAGGGCUUCAUUGAGAGCCUAUUCUGACGAAGCCAAACCAGAAACUGAAAAGACUGAAGCCUCUGAAGAAAAUUUAACUGAAGAGCAAAAAAAGAUUAAAGAAUUGGAGACUAAGUUGAACACUAAGACCAAAGAAGCAGUUGAAUUGAAGGACAGACUUUUGAGAUCUGUUGCUGAUUUUAGAAACUUGCAAGAAGUCACCAAGAAAGAUGUUCAAAAGGCAAGAGAUUUUGCAUUGCAAAAAUUUGCUAAAGAUUUGCUAGAAUCUGUUGACAACUUUGGUCAUGCAUUAAAUGCCUUCCAAGAAGAUGAUAUCAAGGGUAACAAGGAAAUUCACGAUCUUUACACUGGUGUUAAGAUGACUAGAGACAUUUUUGAGAAAACUUUGAAAAAACAUGGUAUUGAAAAAUUGGAUCCAAUGGGUGAGGCAUUUGACCCAAAUAAACAUGAAGCUACUUUUGAGUUAGCACACCCAGAUAAAGAACCAGGUACCGUCUUCCAUGUCCAACAAAUUGGGUUCACUUUGAAUGACAGAGUCAUUAGACCAGCUAAGGUUGGUAUUGUUAAAGGUAACGAAGAAGAUAAAUAA